Messenger RNA from Marmota flaviventris (yellow-bellied marmot), 1325 nucleotides. NCBI's taxonomy places the organism in Eukaryota, Metazoa, Chordata, Mammalia, Rodentia, Sciuridae. The record is from RefSeq and is a predicted model, not a curated record.
AUGGUAUUUUCCUGGCAAGGAAACCCGGAAUCCGGGCAUCUGCUUCUCUUGAUUCUGCUUCUCUCGGUCUGGAAGGAUACGUAUAGUAGACAGAUUCACUACUCGGUCCCCGAGGAGGCCAAACACGGCACCUUCGUGGGCCGCAUCGCCCAGGACCUGGGGCUGGAACUGGAAGAGUUGGUGCCGCGCCUGUUUCGGGUGGUGCCCAAGGACCGCGCAGACCUUCUGGAGGUAAAUCUGCAGAAUGGCAUUUUGUUUGUGAAUUCUCGGAUCGACCGGGAGGAGCUGUGCGGGCGGAGCGCGGAAUGUAGCAUCCACCUGGAGGUGAUCGUGGACAGACCGCUUCAGGUUUUCCAUGUGGAGGUGGAAGUGAAGGACAUUAACGACAACCCUCCUGUAUUCCCAGUAACGGAACAAAAGCUGUUUGUUUCAGAAUCCAGGCCGCUUGACUCUCGGUUCCCACUAGAGGGCGCGUCGGAUGCAGAUAUUGGAGCUAACUCAGCUUUAACCUACAAGCUUAACUCUAAUGAUUAUUUCAUGCUAAGCGUGAAUUUAAAGAACGAGGAGAAUAAACAGGUUGAGCUAAUAUUAAGAAAAUUCUUGGACAGAGAGGAUGCUCCUGAACACAAUUUACUCCUGAUAGCCACCGAUGGAGGCAAACCUGAGCUCACGGGCUCUGUUCAGCUGCUGGUCACUGUGCUGGACGUGAACGAUAAUGCUCCUAGUUUCGAAAGGUCUGAAUAUGAAGUGAAACUAUUCGAAAACUCAGACAAAGGAACUACAGUUGUGAGACUGAAUGCUUCUGAUCGGGAUGAAGGAACGAACGGGGCAAUUUCCUACUCUUUUAAUAGCCUUGUUCCACCCAUGGUUACUGACCAGUUUAGUCUAGAUGCAAACACUGGAGAAAUAACAAUUCAAGGGAAUUUGGAUUUUGAACAAAUAAGUUUAUACAAACUCCGCAUUGACGCGAUGGACAAAGGCCACCCUCCAAUGGCGGGUCAUUGCACCGUUUUAGUGAAAGUUUUGGAUGAAAAUGAUAAUGUUCCUCAGAUUGCAGUGACGUCCUUAUCCUUGCCUGUCCGGGAGGACGCUCAAUUUGGUACGGUCAUUGCCCUGAUCAGCGUGUCAGACCGUGACUCUGGAGCUAAUGGACAGGUGACUUGUUCCCUGACGCCUCAAGUCCCCUUCAAGCUGAUGUCCACUUUCAAGAAUUACUACUCGCUGGUAUUGGAUAGUGCCUUGGAUCGCGAGAGCAUAUCUGAGUAUGAUUUGGUGGUGACUGCGAGGGAUGGGGGCUCGCCUUCGCUGUGGGCCACUGCCAGCUU